AUGGAGGGCCGAUGUUCGGGAGAAUAUCCCUAUAUUCAUUUAAACUUUGUCCCUUCAAGGCUCAGAGCUGGAAGGAGGUGGGACACUGUCAUGCUAUUGAUAGUGCGCAGCAUGUACCAGCCGGCCCUGUACGCGCGCAGCAACGCCGCGCAGCGGGAGAGCGUGUCGCGCGUGCUGCGCGAGUGGGCGGGGCGGCUGCGCUGGUCGCGCGAGGAGCAGGAGGCCGUGCUGGACGUGGGCUGCGGCCCGGGCGACGUGACGGCGCAGCUCCUGCUGCCGCGCCUGCCCAGCAGCGUGCGCGCGCUGGUGGGCCACGACGUGAGCAAGGAGAUGGUGCACCACGCCGCCGCCGCCCACGCCGCGCUGGCGCCGCGCCUGCGCUUCCUGUGCACGGACAUCGCCGCGCGCGACCUGCCGGCCACGCCGCUGGGCGCAUGCGCACAGCAACUCCAGGGGUUCCACAAGGUCUUCUCCUUCUACGCGCUCCACUGGGUGGCCGACCAACGAACUGCACUUCGCAACAUCCACAGCCUGCUGCGGCCAGGAGGAGAGGCACUCCUGUUGUUGGUUGCUAAUUCACCCAUUUACGAUGCCCAUAUCGCUAUGCAAAACAACCCUCGUUGGUGUAACUUUAUGCAGGACGCUUGCAGCUUCAUGUCGCCUUACAAACGCUCAACGGACCCUGUGAACGACUUCUCUUCGGUGCUGCAGCAGGCGGGGUUCAACAUUUACGCGUGCCGACUAGAGCACUUCCGCUACCGUUACCCCACGACGCAGGAGUUCGAAGAGUGGCCUGAGUAUGACUCAUAA
Molecule: messenger RNA, 810 nt
Organism: Gryllus bimaculatus (two-spotted cricket)
Lineage: Eukaryota; Metazoa; Arthropoda; Insecta; Orthoptera; Gryllidae
Source: the annotation of a GenBank genome assembly